Molecule: messenger RNA, 1650 nt
Organism: Ectocarpus sp. CCAP 1310/34
Lineage: Eukaryota; Phaeophyceae; Ectocarpales; Ectocarpaceae
Source: the annotation of a GenBank genome assembly
AUGUGUGACUACUGCAGCUAUCUGGCGAAGGAAAGAGAUCGCGAAGUGCUGUCCCUGGCCUCAGCGGGAGUUUCGUUUCUGUUUGUCGAGUACCCCGAGUUCCACGCCGUCGUCUCCGGGCUCAACAAGAAGGCACGGGCUCCUAUUCGCCGGGCUCUCGUCGAGAAGAUGCGCGAGAUCAAGAAAAACCUCGAAAGCGAGGUGGCGCUCAUGCUCGAUGAUGAGUAUGUCGCGAUUACCACGGACGGCUGGACGUCUCGAAGUAACGAGUCGUACAUGUCGCUGACCGUGGCCUACAUCGACGUCGGGUGGCAGCUGCAUCAUCUUUCCCUGAACUGCACGAAGCAUACAGGGAGCACCCACGGCGAGGACUUGGCGAGGGAGAUAACCAGCAUGAUCGAACGCCAUGGCCUCACCGGUCGGGUGACGGCAUGCGUUACCGACUGCGAGCCGUCCAUGGUCAAGGCGGGUCGCCUGCUGGAGGUGGGUGGGAGCAAUCUUGAACACAUCGGUUGCUCCAACCAUCGCAUGGAGUCAACGACGUCAUCGGUCUUCAACGGCAAGAGUCUGGGCGCUUUGGCGAAGGCGCGCGCGGUGGUUGGCCGCUACAAGAGAUCGAGUCAAAUGUCGGGCCGCCUUGCCGUAUUCAUCGGCAUCCUCAAGCUUUCCCCUCUGUCCGUGCUGCAGGACGUGGAGACGAGGUGGUGGUCGUCAUGGGCGAUGAUCGAGCGCCUCCUCUACCUCAUGAAGGCCAUCAAGCUACAUGAGUCCACGGACAACAUUGCCCCAGUGUUGUCCGAGACAGAUUGGGAGGUGCUGCGGCUGAUCGAGCCCAUCCUGCGGCCGUUCAUGCAGGCGCAGAAGGAUCUGGAGGGGGCAAAGUACGUGACGGGUAGCAUGACUGUGCCGAAGAUCGGGGAGCUGCGGAAUGGCCUCGAGGCGGCAAUUGCUGACCUCAGAGCCACGGACCGAUUCGGGAUCAGUGCUUCGACGAGGGAGGCGAUGGAGGCCGUUUUGCCGGACGCGGAAGCGUUGUGGGAGGAUUUUCUCAACCGCUGGGGUGACGGCUCAAGCAUCCUCGAAUACAGGGAGGGAAAGCGGCGCCAACCCCAGGGCUUCAAGCUGCAGCAGGUGUGCGCAACGGCCGUCGACCCGCGUGCGAAGCACCUUUACGGCAUACGCCAGGCGGAGCAUGCCAGCGUGUGGCGCGCUGUCGCAACGAAAGCGGUGGACAUUGCCGCAGAGAAGUUCUCCAGCGACAACACGGCUACCUCCGGCUCUGCACCUGCUGCCCAACCCGUGGGGACGCCGCCGGUGGCACCCGGCGGGCAGGGAGCCCCGAAGCGGGCUCGCUUGAGUGCGUUCGAGGCUGCCGCUGCUGCCCACGCCGGUGCGGCGGCUAGCAGCGCUGGUGGCCAAACUCUGGACGAGAAGCGAGAGCAAUUGGCGAGUGUCGUCGACCUCGAGGUAGCUUCUUUCCAGACCACACCUGGGAUAAGCAUAUGGUACUGGGGAACGGACGGCAAGAAGGUCUACAACGAUCCUCUGGAUUGGUGGCGCACGAGGCAAAUGGAGUUCCCUCAUCUGGCAGCGCUGGCUCGUCGUGUGCUUGCCAUUCCAUCGUCUCAGGCGCACUCCGAGCGCGUAUGA